AUGAGCACCGUGUGGUGCAUCCAGGAGCAGCUGCUCGUUUUGUGCACAAUGCCAGCUGAAGGUACAGAGGACCAAGCCCCGGGCAGCGCAGCUCUCACGCUGGGCGGUACAGAGGAGGAUGGGGCGGCAGGAGGCACAGCAUCCUCUUUUCCAGGGAGCAGCCAAGGCUCAGAGUCUGCGGCUACAUACCCGGGCAGUUCAGGACCAGGGGAGGGACCUUCUGGAUCAAAGCGGUCAGGAGCAUUACUGCACAUUGACAGACAGAGAAUCCAAGCAGCCUGUGCCAGUUCAGGGGCCGAUGAGCUGCAGGGCCUCGGUGUUGCUGUAUAUGACCAGGAGGUUCUGGAACAGGGUGUGCUCCAACAGGUGGAUGAAGCCAUUCAAGAAGCCAAUCGUGCUUCUGCAAAAGCAGAGGCAGAAAAAGAAUACCAGUCAGUACUGGACGAUGUCAGGUCAAUCACAUUGGAAUUAAAACACAUUAACAAGAUCAUUAAUCAACUUGGACCUUACGCUGUCUCCAGCAAAGAUAUCAACCGAAAGAUUGAAUCUGUGAAACGACAAAAAGAAAAUAAGGAAAAACAGCUAAAGAAAAUAAGAGCCAAACAAAAAAGACUCCAGGCCAUUUUGGGUGGAGACGACUCUCUGAAACUUGAACUUUUAGCUGCCGAAGAUGAUGAUGAUGAUGAAGAAGAAGAAGCUGGCCCGUCCACCCUUGGCAGCAUGCUUAUGCCAGUCCAAGAGACCGAGUGGGAGGAACUUAUUCGCAAAGGACACAUGACACCAUUUGACCAAGAGGAGCGGGAGGCCAUGGAAGAGGGCUUUGCUGAGGACGAUGAUGAAGAAUAUGAAUUAAAACCAUUCAAGAAGAAGACUAGAGGCAAACAGAAAAAGAUGAAGGAAGAAAGUGACGAAGAGUUUAUUCCCGAGAGUUCAGAUGAAGAUAAUGAGCAGAAGGGCAAAGCAAGAUUUAAAGAUGAUGGAGAUAUUGAAUUCUACAGGCAGAGAAUAAGGAAAUGGAAACGACAGCGUCUACGAGAAAGAGAGGAGAGAAGGGAGAAAGCCGAAGAGCUCACAGAUGAUAGUGAUGCAGAAUUUGAUGAGGGGUUCAAAGUGCCCGGAUUUCUCUGGAAGAAACUUUACAAAUACCAGCAGACAGGUGUACGAUGGCUGUGGGAGCUCCACUGUCAGCAGACAGGGGGCAUCCUCGGUGACGAGAUGGGACUGGGGAAGACCAUCCAGGUCAUCUGCUUUUUAGCCGGUCUGAGCUUCAGCAAACUUCGGACUCGAGGGUCUAACUACAGGUAUGCUGGUCUGGGUCCUACCAUUAUUGUCUGUCCAGCAACUGUUAUGCACCAGUGGGUGAAGGAGUUUCACACCUGGUGGCCCCCUUUUCGAGUAGCUGUCCUCCACGAAACUGGUUCUUUCACAAGCAACAAGGAGAGACUUAUUCCAGAGAUUGCCUCUUGUCACGGUAUCCUGAUAACCUCAUAUUCAGCUGUGAGGAACUUACAGGAUGUUUUACUGCGCUAUGAUUGGCACUACAUCAUUUUGGAUGAGGGUCAUAAAAUCAGAAAUCCCAAUGCUGGAGUUACUAUGGCUUGCAAACAGUUUCGCACUCCUCACCGGUUCAUCCUGUCAGGCUCCCCCAUGCAGAACAAUUUGAAGGAGCUGUGGUCUCUUUUCGACUUUGUAUUCCCUGGAAAACUAGGGACCCUACCCGUUUUUAUGGAGCAGUUUUCUGUGCCUAUCACCAUGGGAGGAUACAGCAAUGCCUCACCUGUGCAGGUUCAGACGGCUUAUAAAUGUGCCUGUGUGCUUAGAGACACCAUAAAUCCAUACCUGCUCCGGAGAAUGAAGGCAGACGUGAAGGCCAAUUUAUCUCUUCCCGAUAAGAAUGAACAGGUCCUGUUUUGCAGAUUAACAGAUGAGCAGCGGGAAGUUUACCAGGGAUUUUUGGAUUCAAAAGAGGUUUACCAGAUACUGAAUGGAGACAUGCAGGUUUUUUCAGGUUUGAUUGCCCUCAGAAAGAUGUGCAAUCACCCGGACCUGUUCUCAGGCGGCCCCCGGAUGCUGAGGGGAAUCCCUGAGGACCAGCUGACGGAGGAGGAGCACUUUGGCUUCUGGAAACGCUCUGGAAAACUGAUCGUGGUGGACUCUCUGCUGCGGCUUUGGUUCAAACAGGGUCAUCGAGUCCUGCUGUUCACUCAGUCCAGACAGAUGUUGAACAUCCUGGAGGUCUUUGCGAGGGACAAUAACUACUCGUACUUGAAGAUGGAUGGCACUACAGCUAUAGCGUCACGGCAGCCCCUCAUCGCGCGCUACAACGAGGAUAAAUCCAUUUUUAUUUUCUUGCUGACUACAAAAGUUGGAGGUCUGGGAGUUAAUUUGACGGGAGCCAACAGGGUCAUCAUCUAUGAUCCAGACUGGAACCCCAGCACAGACACACAGGCACGUGAGCGGGCUUGGAGGAUUGGACAAAAACAGCAAGUCACUAUUUACAGAUUGUUGACUGCGGGCACUAUCGAGGAGAAAAUCUACCACAGGCAAAUCUUCAAGCAAUUUCUAACCAACCGAGUGCUUAAAGACCCUAAACAACGACGCUUUUUCAAGUCCAAUGACAUCUACGAACUGUUUACGCUGUCGGAUCCGACUGGUGCCCAGGGAACUGAAACAAGUGCCUUAUUUGCAGGCACUGUUAAGAAAAGGGACUUUAAGAAAACAGAUGAGGAAGAGGGACAAGGCGACAAGGCCAAAUCUGAUGACUAUGUUCUGGCAAAACUAUUCAAGAAAUCAGGCAUCCACAGUGUAAUGCAACAUGACACCAUCAUGGAGUCCUCCAACCCAGACUAUGUUCUGGUGGAAGCAGAGGCCAACAGAGUUGCCAAAGAUGCUUUAAAAGCCCUUAAAGUUUCUCGUCAGAGGUGCAAGCUAUCCUAUAACUGUACUCCUCCACCAAGAAAAAGAUUUGGACAGAAGAAAAAUUCUCUUCUAGUUGAACCAACAGUUCAGUCUGUCCCCACUUCAAACAAGUGCAAGGAUGCUGCAAUAAUAAAAAAGUCUAAAAAGCCAGGAUCUGGGGCUCACUUCAGUGGAGAGGGGGCUGACACUGAUGCUGCAUCUCCAGCGCUUGCCUCCUCCUCGCUGCUCGCCAAGAUGAGAGUUCGCAAUCACAUUAGUGUCCCGUCUGGACCAGGAGUCGAAGAAGAGGAAGAAGAGGCUGACGCUCAGCCGACGAGCGAACCACCAGCUCCACACACUGAGCAUGACGAGCUGUUGGUUGAUCUGCGAAACUUUAUUGCCUUCCAGGCACAUGUAGACGGACAAGCAAGUACUCACGAAGUGCUGGAGUAUUUUAAACCACGACUCACUCAAGCUCAAGCUCCUGUUUUUCGAGAACUCCUACGAAGCAUUUGCGACUUUCACCGAACGGCUGGUCAGGAGGGCCUCUGGAAACUCAAGCCACACUUUAGCUAA
Messenger RNA from Knipowitschia caucasica, 3474 nucleotides. NCBI's taxonomy places the organism in Eukaryota, Metazoa, Chordata, Actinopteri, Gobiiformes, Gobiidae. The record is from the annotation of a GenBank genome assembly.